CGCGGCUGUCUGCGCAGGCGCAAGCGCGUCCCCCGUGCACGGGUCUCUGCUGGCGGUUAGCGAGAGCGGGAGCUGAGGAGGUGGAAGCCGGCGCCAUGGUAGAGAAGGAGGAGGCCGGCGGCGGCGGCAUCAGCGAGGAGGAGGCGGCGCAGUAUGACCGACAGAUCCGCCUGUGGGGACUGGAGGCUCAGAAGCGGCUUCGAGCUUCCCGCGUGCUGAUUGUUGGCAUGAAAGGACUUGGGGCUGAAAUUGCCAAGAAUCUUAUCCUGGCAGGAGUAAAAGGGCUCACCAUGCUGGACCACGAACAGGUAUCUCCAGAAGACCCUGGAGCUCAGUUCUUGAUUCAGGCUGGGUCUGUGGGCCGAAAUAGGGCUGAGGCCUCGUUAGAACGAGCCCAGAAUCUCAACCCCAUGGUGGAUGUAAAGGUGGACACUGAGGAUAUAGAGAAGAAGCCAGAGUCCUUCUUCACGAAAUUUGAUGCGGUGUGCCUGACUUGCUGCUCCAGAGACGUCAUCAUUAAAGUCGACCAGAUCUGUCACAGAAACAGCAUCAAGUUCUUCACAGGAGAUGUCUUUGGGUACCAUGGGUACACCUUUGCAAAUCUUGGAGAGCAUGAAUUUGUAGAAGAGAAAACCAAAGUUGCCAAAGUCAGCCAAGGAGUGGAAGAUGGACCUGAUGCCAAGAGAGCAAAGCUUGAUUCAUCGGAGACAACCAUGGUCAAAAAGAAAGUGCUUUUCUGCCCUGUCAAAGAGGCGCUAGAAGUGGACUGGAGUGGAGAGAAAGCCAAGGCUGCCCUGAAGCGUACUGCCACAGACUACUUUCUGCUGCAAGUGCUGCUGAAAUUCCGUACAGAUAAAGGGAGAGAUCCUGCUUCUGAAAGCUACAGCGAGGAUUCAGAGCUGCUGCUGCAGAUACGGAAUGACGUGUUUGACUCACUGGGCAUUAGUCCUGACCUGCUUCCCGAUGACUUUGUCAGGUACUGCUUCUCUGAGAUGGCCCCAGUGUGUGCUGUGGUUGGAGGGAUCUUGGCACAGGAAAUUGUGAAGGCUCUGUCUCAAAGGGACCCUCCUCACAACAACUUCUUCUUCUUCGAUGGCAUGAAGGGGAGUGGAAUUGUGGAGUGCCUUGGUCCCCAGUGAGCCUGAGCUGUGUACAAGACCACGAGUCACCUACCUUCUCUCUAUGAAGUCGUGUCUGGAUCGUUUUUUUUCCAGAGCAAGAAGGCCAGACUUCAUCCUGCCUUUGUCCUCACACCUAUCAGGGACCUGCCGGCUCCCAAGUAUGAUAAUCUCAUGGCACCCCUCUGGCAUUGCUCCCUUGGGCCAUCAUUGGAGACUGGCAAUGCCUGUUAAGAGCAUCAUACUUCAUGAUGUCAGGAUUUCUUGUCACCUUUUG
This is a messenger RNA of Mastomys coucha (southern multimammate mouse), 1395 nucleotides long. It is a transcript of the gene Sae1, whose product is annotated as SUMO1 activating enzyme subunit 1. Gene Ontology annotation, cellular component: SUMO activating enzyme complex; cytoplasm. Gene Ontology annotation, biological process: protein sumoylation. NCBI's taxonomy places the organism in Eukaryota, Metazoa, Chordata, Mammalia, Rodentia, Muridae. Gene Ontology annotation, molecular function: SUMO activating enzyme activity. The transcript is spliced from 9 exons. The record is from RefSeq and is a predicted model, not a curated record. The coding region runs from base 96 to 1139 and encodes 347 amino acids.